AACAGCCGACUGGGUGGGCUUAUGUAGGGGGGAAGGGGUCACGGGUCAUCUGGAGGUGGGUUAAAGGUCGUCUGGAGGUGUAUCUCCCAGUGGCAGGAUGGCGGGCGUGAAUGGAGACCGUAAAGGGAAGAAAGAUGACAAUGGGAUCGGCACAGCCAUCGACUUCAUGCUUUCCAACGCCAAGCUGGUGCUGGGAGUGGGAGGGGCAGCCAUGCUCGGCAUUGCGACACUUGCUGUCAAAAGAAUGUAUGACCGUGCCAUAAGCGCUCCCACCAGCCCCACCGGCAUGGAGCCCACAGGAAAGAGAAGCUGGGAGGAGCCGGCCUGGAUGGGCUCGUCGCCUCGAGUACUGAACCAUGACAUGAAGUCCACAGUUAGCAGGUCUCUGCAGUCUCUGCCCACAUCCUCACACGCGUUUGAACCAGACUGUCUGCGGAGGGCGCUGGGUCGAGCAGCUGUGGGAGGCAGCGGCGCCACUCAGUCAGACCUGCAGCGGGCCCGAAUGCGUCUGUCCCUGCAGGAGCAUCUGUGGGGCUUCUACCAAAAUAAUGUGAACAUCCCGACAGAGGAGCAGGCUCAGGCUCGGAGGGCAGCGCUGGACAUCUGCGCUGAGCUCAGAGUGUUUCUUCACGCCAAACUGCCCGACAUGCCGCUCAGAGAGAUGUACCUGAGCGGCAGUCUGUAUGAUGACCUGCAG
Molecule: messenger RNA, 697 nt
Organism: Plectropomus leopardus (leopard coralgrouper)
Lineage: Eukaryota; Metazoa; Chordata; Actinopteri; Perciformes; Serranidae
Source: RefSeq, a predicted model, not a curated record